Molecule: messenger RNA, 462 nt
Organism: Acanthosepion pharaonis
Lineage: Eukaryota; Metazoa; Mollusca; Cephalopoda; Sepiida; Sepiidae
Source: the annotation of a GenBank genome assembly
AUGUCUUAUCUGUGUUGUUCUAUCUAUCUAUCUAUCUAUCUAUCUAUCUAUGAAGUGAGAGACAGAGAGAGUGUGACUCUAAUCUCUCUCUCUCUCUCUCUCUCUCUCUCUCUAUCUAUCUAUCUAUCUAUCUAUCUCUCUCUCUGUGGACUCUUGACAAAGCCCCUAUCUAUCUAUCUAUCUAUCUAUCUAUCUAUCUAUCUAUCUAUCUAUCUAUCUCAUCAUUCUUUCUCGGAUUUCAAUAGAAACGAUUCUUCUUCUUCUUCUUCUCUCCUUCUUCUUCUUCUUCUUCUUCUUCUUCUUCUUCUUCUUCUUCUAUGUGCUCCUAUGAUAUAUAACUUCUGUACUUUGUCUUUUGUUUGUUUGUUCAUUCAUCUAUCUAUCUAUCUAUCUCAUUCCUUUCAUAUCUAUCUAUCUAUCGAUCGAUCUCUCCUCUAUCUUCUAUCUAUCUAUCUUUUAUAG